Anas platyrhynchos (mallard) is the source of this 7020-nucleotide messenger RNA. RefSeq names its product thioredoxin domain containing 16 (gene TXNDC16). NCBI's taxonomy places the organism in Eukaryota, Metazoa, Chordata, Aves, Anseriformes, Anatidae. The record is from RefSeq and is a predicted model, not a curated record.
GGCCUUUCGCGGCGGCGCGAAGGGUCCUGGCAGGUUGAAGGGGGGUCCGCUAGGGUCCUGGCAGGUUAAAGGGGCCCCAUAGCAACAGGGCUGGGUCCUGGCAGGUUGAGGGGGUCCCGUAGGGUCCUGGCAGGUUGAGGGGGCUCCUAAGGUCCUGGAAGGUUGAGGGGUCCCCUAAGGUCCUGGAAGGUUGAGGGGUGCCCCAGCAGCAGGGCAGCUGGGGGGGCAGGUUGGGUGGCCACCAUGGGGGGGGCUUGGGGUACGUCGCUUGGAGUCCCCUCCGUGUCCUCAUCCCCUACGCUGAGACCCCUGAGGCUCCGAUCCGUCACCUCACAGCGAGCUGCGGCACGGGAACCCUGCCUGCGUGCUCCCCGCGGGGGACGAGGGACGAGGGAGCAGCGGCGCCUACACGCUGGGCACCCAGUUGUGGCUCUCCCGUGCCUGUUACUAACAGUAACCAUGCCAGCCCAGAAGGACAGAUGGUUUCCUUCCUUCUCAUUCCUGCUCUUCUGCGCUUACUUCAUUCCGAUGCUGGGAAGUACGAGUCUGCUACAGGAGCUGAGCCCCCAGGAGUAUUUCGGUGGCUUGCAAGCUGGCAGGGCGUCCCUGGCUUACUUCAGCCCUAACGUUUCUCCUGGUGCCCAGCCCUUCUUGGAACAGAUUGAGAACUCAGUCGAGGCUCUGCAGGACUAUGGCAUUUCGGUGGUGAAGGUUAACUGUCCCAAAGAGGAUGUCUCAAGAUACUGUGGCAAAGAAAAUGCAUUAAGGAAAGCCUACCUGUUCAGAGGGAACAUGCUGAUCAGAGAAUUUCCUACUGAUGCCUUGUUUGACGUGAACUCCAUCGUUGCUAAUGUUCUGUUUGCCCUGCUCUUUAAUGAAGUUAAAUACGUCGAAACACUGACGGAUCUUCAGAACAUAGAAAAUGCACUGAAAGGGAAGUCGAACAUGGUCUUCGCAUAUGUACCAGCUACUGGAACUGCAGAGCACAGAGCUGUGAUGGAAGUGGCUUUUGUCUACGGGACUGUCCACCAGUUUGUUCUGACAACUGAGGCAACACUGUUGAAAGACACCAGCAGCGAUGAGCCUGAUGCAUCAUCUGCCCGGCUCUUGUUCUGCCACUGCCAGCAGGCCACGGACGUGGCGCAGCCCUGCAGGAAGACACCCAUGGAGCAGGAUCUGACCGUGCUGAACAUCCACAGGCACCUCAAACUCAUGGGGGCUCCUCUUGUGACAGAGGUUGCUGAGGACCCAGAGAAGGUUUCCACUGUUCACUUACAGCUUGGGCUACCACUUGUGUUCAUCCUCAGCCAGAAAGAGACCUACGAGGCAGACAGGAGAACAGCAGAGUUUUUGGCCUGGCAGCUCUUGGGGAAAGCAGGAGUCGCCCUUUUGUCCAGGGACCUGGUGGAUUUGAAUGUUCUGCUCCGGUCCAACGUCGCUCUCAAGACACCAGAUGAGGGAGUGCCGAUCAAAUACCUGGUCUUGGAAGACACCGAUGAAGUUAUAACCUUGGUGGAAGAUAAGAGCAAGGUCGAACAAAUCCAGGAGGAGGAGGAGGAGGAUGAGGAAGAUGAGGUUGAAAAAGAGAAUGACAAUCAAGACGUUCAGGAUGAUCAGGUGGUGGAAGCAGUUUCCAGGGACAAGAAGCGAGAGCUGCCCUUGGAGCAGAUCCUUACCCUGACGGAGGAGACCUUUCACUCUGCCGUGUUGAAAGCUGCCCAGACGGUGGUGCUGUUUUAUGCCAGCUGGGAAGCAGUGUCCCUGGUAGUGCUGCAGACUUACGUGGAGGUGGCCGAUCACCUGAAAGGAGUUCAGGGGGUUUUGCUGUCUCGGGUCAACUGCUGGGACUGGCCUGGUGUUUGCACGGCAGAGAAUGUCACCCAGUUUCCUACCAUAAAGAUUUACAAGAAGGGAGAGAAACCAUUAAUGUACAACGGCAUGUUGGGAACUGAAGAACUGACCAGCUUCAUCAUGUUGAGCCGAGUUUCCUGCCCUCUGAAGCUGAUGACGAUUGAUGAAGCAGAAGGGUACUUAAGAGGAGAGCUUCCAUCUGAGCUGUCAUCCUACCACCACACUUCGGUUCUAGGAGUGUUUAGCACAGCCACAAGUAAAGCCAAGGAAGCUUUCGUAGAGGCAGGAAGCAUCUUAAGUGGGCACGUGACAAUGGGGAUGUAUUUUGAAGACGAUGCCUUGGCUUUGUCCCGUAAAUACGCCGUGUCUCCCCCAGCCCUCCUCCUUGCCAGGAGCGGAGAUCGGAGUGUGGAAGGCAUCGCUUUGUCCAAACACAGUGCUCAGGACAUCGUGCAGACGAUCAGAUACAGAUUGCUGGACACGUUUCCCGAAAUCACUGUGCAAAAUCUGCCUCGCUACUUGCAGCUCAGGAAGCCCUUCCUCAUCUUGUUUAGCGAUGGUGACAUCGGUCAGCUGGAAGGCAAGGAAAUGCUGAAGCUGGCAAAAGGGACGCCGCAGCAAGCGUUUGUACCUUGCUGGUUGAACUUGAAGAACACCCCGGUGGGCCGCGGGGUCCUGAAGGCGUACUUUGCCACCGUGCCUUCGCUGCCUCUUCUCGUCUGGGUGAACCUCCACGCUGGGGGUCAAGUGUUCAAGUUCCCAUCAGAGCAGUCCAUCACCCAAACGAACAUCUUGUCUUGGCUGGAGAAGCUGAAGGCAGGACUGGAGAUUCCCAGCAGUACCUUGUCUGAGGAAGACUGGAAAGCCACCUUCCCUGCUUACGAUUUCCUCCAAAUGAUGGACACCACAGCGCCCGAAUUCACCCUCCCUACCCCCUACCGCCACGGGGCCGGGGACGGGCAGGAGCAGCAGCAGCCAGAAGGCUCUGAAGAGAAAGCCACAGCCAGGGAGGAAACGCCUGAGGAAGCUGGGCUGAAGGCAGAGAAAGUCCAGUCCCCUGGGAGGGACCUGCGUGGGACAGCCCCGAGGCUGGCAGGGAGGGAAAAGCAGGCCAAGAGACACAGCGAGCUGUGAGAGUGAAAGGCUGUGGGACAGUGCCCAGAAAAACACUCUCGCUUUCUCAGCCCUCAGUGAGCCUUUGCAACAGAGAGAGAGAGAAAGAAGGGAGUUUGGCUGCGAAUUGGUGGCGAGGGGAUAAAACAGCCCCUGAAUUUCAGCAGGGAGGCUGCUGCCGAGGAGUUCUGCCCUCCUGGUAAUUGCUGGGGAGGCAGGGUGAGCUCACCGUGCAUGCAAAAUGUUUGGUUCCCCAACAAAUCAUUCCAGAAAAGCUGAAUCAGCACAACCUUUCUGUACAGUUUAUAUCUCACGAAGAUGCUCUGAUCACCCUGGGCAGGAAGAGUGAGUGAUUCCAGGACAAGGAGCACUUCUCUCCCCUUGGUUCCAGUCUGCACGAGGGCAAAAAAUCCACUCACCCCAAAGCUGCUGUGUUUAAACUGACGUGCAGUUUUUUUACACCUAAAAUUAUUUCCACCUGAGUCAGGAGCUGAAUUCAUCAGUGCCCAUCCUCGGGGCUGACAGCAGUACCUGGCUCAGGUGGCUUCAUUUUGAGGGCCAGAAUUGGGGUCAGCACAGCAGCUGUGAGUACCCGGCACAAAUAUUUGGGCCAUGGCUUUUCUCAGCGCUGGCAUUUUCUUGGUUGCAAGCCCGGGGGGUUAUUUACAGCCUCUAUUUUGCUGUGGUCUCAGUAACGGUAGCGAGGUUGGUGCCUUCUGAGCCAAGGAGGGUGCAGGGAGGGAGGUGUGUGGGGAGAGCAGCGGUACAGAAAUGAGGGGAGAGAGGUCUAAUCCCACUAACUGGCCAUGAAAAUCUUCUUCUUUUUUAACCUGCUCUGUCCCACAGCACUGCCGAGACGUGCCAGGAAGGUCAGAUCUUCCUCCUUAGGGCUCUGAAGUUCCUGGUGAGGGGAAAAAUUGGUGUUAGGGACCCACCGAGAGCCUUGUGAAGCCUCUCUCUCAUCCCGCAAGCAGCCUACGUGGUUGGGAAUAUUUUGAAAUGCCGAGAAAUAACCCAUUACUCUUGUGCUCUCCUUCAAGCCUUGAAUUGGAGCAGGCCGUUUUUGGACUUACUGACCGGGCUGGGAGCCAAAAUAUCUGUAUUUAAAGUCCUGAACCGCAGCGUGCAGAGCGGAGCCUGCCGAGCAGCACGACUUUCCCAGGGGAAGGAGGAGAGGGCGGUGAGUUCCCCUCCCUGAGCUCCUGGCGCUCCUUUACACGGCACGGGGGCAUUUCCAGCUGCUGCAGCACCCUCCCACUUUGCACAGGCAAAGGGCAAUAUUUAGGCUCAUCCUUCGGCCUUAAAUAAAUGAUCUCUCGAGUUUAAGCGCUCUGCGUUGGUCCCAGUUGCGUGGAGCAGGCUGAUGUCCCGGCCCCGCGUGUCCGGGAUGGAAGCACUCUUCCAGGAAAGCUCCUUCAACCUCUGCGUGCGUGCAGCAGAGUUCAGAGCCCCAAAAUCCUUUACUUCAGCAGAUUUUGUGCAAUCCCAGGAGCCUUCCCGGAUCCCCGCUGCUCUUGGUCGUUUUUUUUAUCAGGGACCUGAGCCACGCGGGAGCUUGUCACUAGGGGUCAGUGCCACCUCUUGGUUAUGGCUGGGAAAAUUUGCUUAAUGCCUCUUGGAGAAUCACCACCGAAGCCAUGGGGGGUCAGGAAAGAGGUUAUUUUGGGGGGCUGAGGGCCUUUUUGCUGCUGGGGCAGUGGCCAAAGCACCCCUAAGAGCUGAGAAGUCACAGCGCUACGGGGUUCAGCACAUCACCAGUGGGGUCCCUAAACCCCGAGCCUCCCAGCAGGGGUUUGGCAGUGCCAGGAAAACCCCAAAACACAUCAUCAGCUCCCUGUGGUGACACGGGGAAGGGACAGGCUUGUCCACGACCCAUCGAGCUGGCCGACAUCCGCGUCUGAUGAAGCUGCUGGCUCCGAGCAAGGAUUUGGUCAGGGUCCUGCACCCCGUGGGCCUGGCUUUGAAUUUAUUUAUUCCUUUAAAUGCAAAAUGUCUUUUCCCUUGCUCGCAGGCACUUAGAGGCAACCUCUCGAGGCACAGAGGUGCCAGGAUACGGACAGAAAGGGAGAAAAUGUUCCGAGGGCUGGGAGCAGCCUGAUUGCGCUCUGCAUCCUCCAGCUCUCCCGCUCGCUGGCAGGAGCAGCCCUGGCUUAUGUUAUUUUUAAGAGCGACGGCCCUGGGGGAAAGACCAGCACGGAAAGAAGUAGUCAACAAGCCCAGCGUGUGUUUAUGGACGGGAGUGAGAAGAGAGCCCGAGGAAGAAGAGCUCUGCAGUCCCGCCGGGGUGGAGAAGAGGAAUUCGGAGCGGUGGAAGGAAGCCAGGGGUUGCUGCAGGAUGCUGUGAGUGUCUGCAGUGCCUUUGUGUCCCGGCACGUGCUGAUAGGCAAGAGAAGCACAAUCACAGUGAGCAUUGACAUUAUCAGCUCCUUUUUUAGCCAUUUAGCAUCAAAAUGUGUCUGUUUGGGCCAACUGCAGGGCUCUGCCUCCGAAGAUGAUGCUAGCGAGGUGCACAAGGAGCUGAUUUCCUGAUAGAUUGGAUUGACGGAAAGUAUGGACACUUUGGGGGCUUAAAUCACACUUCUUUUGGCUGUACUUCAGCAGUAAAAGUCAGAGGUGGACGUUUCGUGUGCUUCAGUUCCCUGGAAGCCUUGCAGGGGGUGUUCAGAUGUCGGUCAUUGACCAGGAGACAAAAUGAUGGUACAAAAUCAUGGAUUGUUGGUACAAAAUCAUGGAUUGUUGGUACAAAAUCAUGGAUUGUUGGUACAAAAUCAUGGAUUGUUGGUACAAAAUCAUGGAUUGUUGUCACAAAAUAAUGGAUUAUGUGGCUGUGCUCGAGAGCGAAGCAGUUCAGCUCUCUGUCCCAGGCGAUACGAGGUGCUCCGUGCGCCGUGAGCUGCCUGCGGGGCCACCACCUUCGGCUGGGCAGCAGCAGGGUGCUUGCUAGAGGGACCGAGGGAUCAUUUAGGGUACGCAUUGGGUUUUCCAUGCUUAAAGGGAUGUCAGAGGAAUAAUUACAGAGGGUUCUGGUGCAUGGCUUGGCUGAGGGGCAGCAAACUGAAGCAUUUCCAAGCCCCAGGACUUGGCUGUUCUCAACCCAUCCCCGUCCCCGUGCCCCACACCACAUUUUAAGCUCUCUCCCCUGUGGCUGCACAGCAGGAAUACAGCUUUAGGACGGCAGCAGGAGGCGUGCAGGAGAGGAAGGGGCACGGGAAGGACAGGCACAUGCUGGCUGCCAGCUCUGCCAGGAUGUGAACCAGGACAAGAGCCUGGUUUGGCUCACGGUGCCUGCGCUCAGCGGUCCCUGGUGCCGCGGGGACGCAGCAUCUGGCAGGGCUGGGGGAAAAAGGAAGAGGAGGAGGAUGGCAGGCCUUCCUCCUGGCACUGAUGCGAAGGGGAUGGGAGAAAGGGAGGAGCCGGCGUGGUGUCGGCAGGGCUGGGGAUGGCAGAGGAGCUGUGCUUGUGUGCGGCUGGGGAAGGGAGGGCGCGGGGGCAGGAUGGAGCUGGGCCGGGAGAUAACGGGUGGCUGCGGGGCCGGCUGCCUUUCCUUAUUGCCAGCGUGUCCGCCCGGCACUUCCAGUGCUAAAAAUACGGCUGUGCUCCUGGCACUGCCCGGGGGAGAGCUGCGGGCAGGUAGGAGCAGCACCCGAAGCCGUGGCUCCUUGCGGGGUGGCUGCCGUGCCCGGGGGGCGAAGCUGGAGGAAGGGGAGCCCAGGCUGGAGGAGCAGGACCCAGAAGGGACCAUCCAGCGUCCCUGUUCACCCCUCCGGGGUGAAUUUCCCCCUGGAUCAGCCCAGUUUAGGGGAGCCACGAGGGUUACAGAGGGCUGGGGGUGGAGGUGGCACGUCCCCGGCGCCACGUCGCUGCCUGCAUUGUUCAUUGUUCCAGCGUGGGGACGGGAGGUGAUAAGGGAGGCAGAGGGCAGCGCUCCGGUUCCUGCUCCUCGACAGGUUAUUUCCCCGCUCGCCUGACCUCUCCUUAGGUAAACUCAGUGCUUCACCUCCCCGGAGAGUUUGCUUUGCUCUCCCGCACUCGGCGGCGCGGCGCGGGGCCCUUGGA